Messenger RNA from Piliocolobus tephrosceles (Ugandan red Colobus), 4107 nucleotides. RefSeq names its product calpain 15 (gene CAPN15). NCBI's taxonomy places the organism in Eukaryota, Metazoa, Chordata, Mammalia, Primates, Cercopithecidae. The annotation marks the transcript as partial. Gene Ontology annotation, biological process: DNA repair. Gene Ontology annotation, molecular function: metallopeptidase activity. Gene Ontology annotation, cellular component: nucleus. The transcript has 2 exons. The record is from RefSeq and is a predicted model, not a curated record.
UCCUGCGCGUUUGAACGCUGCCCCCGUGGAGGCCGCCAGCGCCGGUGGCUGCAGGGCCUGUAGUGUGGCGCGUCCGCGUGAGAUGAGUGGCCAGGCACAGUUGUGUCCAGAGACCCAGCCUGGAGCACGGGCCGGGAUGUCUCCGUCAUGUUUUUACGUUCGUUUCACACGGACGCAGCGAUGUCUCAGAUACCUCGGAUCAUGCAGGGCACGUGGCCAAGGCUUGUUUUGUCUGUUCCUUUUCUCCUGUCUUACGUGGCUACCAGGUCUGCCACGACUCCCGUGGCCCCUGUCCACUGCCUGGCACUCUCCAGCCUGGCUGCCAGCUGCCCCUUCGAGGGCAGAUGUGAGCACAGGGUGGUCCCUGGGGAGAAGCACUGGCAAGCGAGUGAGCCAGGCUGUGCCCAGUCAGACCCUUGCAGACCCCGAGGCUUGAAUUUCAUGGAACUCUCACCUCUCACGGAGUAUUGUUUUUCUUUUGAUUUUUUUCCAACCAUUUAAAAAUUUAAAAGCCUUUGUUGACGUGAGGGCUGGACCAGGCUUAGGGCUGGGCUCUGGUCCGCACCCCACACUGGCCCCGUGUGUCCUGUGCCCAUUCUGCCUGCGGGGCAGGCCUGAGCCACCACGGGAUUGCAGGGUCCUCAGGGUGCAGGGCCCGCGAUGCUUCAACCCUCCCACGACCCCAGCACCUUCAGAGAAAACGGACCCUCGCGUCGUGUGGAGUGGUUCCGGCAAGCAUGAUCACCACACGGGGGACUUGGCAGCUUCUGCCCCAGGCUUCAAAGGACAGGGGAUCCAGAAUUCUCUGUCCCACCCUUCAGCCCCGGCCCUUAAAGCUUCUGUCCCCAGGGCUGUGGGGAAGAACCAGGGAAGGGCUGGCGUGUCUGCUGUGCCAUCCCAGGUGCUCGCGCCUUGCCAAGCUCAACCCCUGCAGUCUCAGAGCUGCAGGCCCCUCCCGGGUGUCAGAGCUGCAGGCCUCUCCCUGGUGUCAGAGCUGCAGGCCCUUCCCUGGUGUCAGAGCUGCAGGCCCUUCCCUGGUGUCAGAGCUGCAGACCCUUCCCUGGUGUCAGAGCUGCAGGCCCCUCCCUGGUGUCAGAGCUGCAGGCCCCUCCGUGGUGUCAGAGCUGCAGACCCCUCCUGGGUGUCAGGACACUGACUGGAAAGGCCCCCCCACAUCCCUGAACUCCAAAGGGUAUGUCCUUUGGUGCUUUUUUUUUUGGCUGUGUCUGCCAGGCUGGAGUGCAGUUGUGGUACUCAAGCCAUCCUCCCACGUCAGCCUUCUGAGUAGCUCGGUCUACAGGUGCACACCACCAUGCCCAGGGAGUUUUUAGUUUUCUGUAAAGACAGAGUCUCGCUGCGUUGCCCAGGCUGGUCUGGAACUCUUGGACUCAGGUGAUCCCCCACACGUGGCAGCUUUGACACUUGACCAUUUCCUCCCAAGCUCUAGCCUGACACUGGCUCUGUGUCCCAGAGACUUAAUCAGAAGCUGGUAGAAGGACUGUGAAGUGUGUCACAGUGGGAACUGCCGUCACCCCACAGCUGGCCGGCCUACCUGCACGCCCACCUUGGCCCCGAUCUUGGCAGGGAGGGGGGUGUGUUGGACUGUGGGGAGAGCAGCGGCCUGCGCUGGCAGGGUCCUCCCAUCGCAGGGUUAGCGCUCUCAGCUGUAUUUGAUUUCUCCUCAGCCAGAGGGGGUAAGGUGGCCUUCCCGGAAGCACAGGUGGGCUGCGUGUCAGAGGCCCUGGACAGCCUGUGCCUCUCCCGGGCCUCCCAGCAGGGGUGGCUCUCACCUCUCUGGAGGGGAGACCCCAGGCACCGGCCCCUGCCCUCAGCCACAGCCUCCCAGGUUCCUUGUGUUUCUUGGGUUCUGGGGCGGGCACAGGCUCUGUGGGUGCACACGGCACAGUCAGGCUCCCAUCCUUCUAGAAGGCUGCAGAGUGGCGUGUGGGCAGCUGUGUGACGCGGCCCCAGAUCUCCAUCUGGCCUGGCCUGCAGCAGCUCCCUAGGCCCUCUGCUACCUCCCCUGCCUACCUUUGGGUACACGUCCUCUUGACCUUUUCUUCUGUGAUAAAGCAAAAGCGUGUGAUCUCUUUUCUCACCAAGGAAUAAAACGUCUCUGAAUACCACAGACGUGAUGCCGGGCUUUUGGGGGCCGGGGGGCAUCCUAGGGCCCUGAGGGAGGAGCCCCGUGGGUGCCGACGUUGCGCCCCAGGCCCUGCACUGAGACAUCCCCUCACCUCACCCCAGGCGGCUGGGCAUGCUGGGAAGUCCUCCCAGGCUGUGUGUGUGAAUCAUGCUGUUUCUUCUCUAUUUUCUCUCUCUGUCUGUUUAUUUUUGUUGUGUGUCACUCUGACCAGCCGGCCGCCCUGUCUCUUCCCUCCAUGCUCCGCUUCGCCCGCUGCCGGCCAGAGGUGACCAGGUCCGGCUCUCAGCACGGCCACCGGCCGGGGGGCCAUGGGGAGCUCCGCCUCCUCCCUGGCCGCAGAGACCGAGUCGGACCACAGCUUCCCCCGGGGGCCGCCCUACCCAGGUCCCCCGGCAGCGGCUGGCUGGUGUAGGAGCGGCCCAGGGGGACCCGUCUGGGGAGGUGCCCUGGUCAGCCGGCAGCACCAGCCCCCACGGCCCCGGGCCCGCAGCCACACCCACUCGCCCGGGUCUAUGGCCACGGCCGGAGAGUGGUCCUGUGUGCGCUGCACCUUCCUGAACCCGGCCGGCCAGCGCCAGUGCUCCAUCUGCGAGGCCCCCCGGCACAAGCCUGACCUCAACCACAUCCUGCGGCUCAGUGUGGAGGAGCAGAAAUGGCCCUGCGCCCGCUGCACCUUCCGCAACUUCCUGGGCAAGGAGGCCUGCGAGGUGUGCGGCUUCACCCCAGAGCCUGCACCUGGAGCUGCCCUCCUGCCAGUCCUCAACGGAGUCCUCCCCAAGCCCCCCGCCAUCCUUGGGGAGCCCAAGGGCAGCUGCCAGGAGGAAGCAGGUCCAGUGAGGACUGCGGAGCUGGUGGCCACGGAGCCCGCCAGGGGGCAACAUGAGGACAAGGACGAGGAGGAGCAGGAGGAACAGGAGGAGGAGGAGGGGGCGGCGGAGCCCAGAGGGGGCUGGGCCUGCCCGCGUUGCACGCUGCACAACACGUCUGUGGCCAGCUCCUGCUCUGUCUGCGGGGGCCCACGCAGGCUCUCGCUGCCACGGAUCCCUCCUGAAGCCCUGGUGGUCCCGGAAGUGGUGGCCCCGGCCGGCUUCCACGUCGUGCCUGCCGCACCUCCACCUGGCCUUCCUGGGGAAGGUGCCGAGGCCAACCCCCCAGCCACCAGCCAGGGUCCAGCUGCUGAGCCAGAGCCGCCCAGGGUCCCGCCCUUCAGCCCUUUCUCGUCCACCCUGCAGAACAACCCCGUGCCACGCAGCCGACGCGAGGUUCCCCCCCAGCUGCAGCCGCCGGUGCCUGAGGCUGCCCAGCCAUCACCCUCUGCCAGCUGCAGGGGACCCCCCCAGGGCUCGGGCUGGGCUGCGGCCGCCCGCCUAGCAGAGUUGCUGUCAGGCAAGCGGCUGAGUGUGCUGGAGGAAGAGGCCAUGGAGGGCGGCUCCAGCCGCGUAGAGGCCGGCAGCUCCACCUCGGGCAGCGACGUCAUCGACCUGACCGGAGACAGCGUGCGUUACACGCCCGCCAGCCCCUCCAGCCCUGACUUCACCACCUGGUCGUGUGCCAAGUGCACGCUCAGGAACCCCACGGCGGCCCCCAGGUGCUCGGCCUGUGGCUGCUCCAAACUGCACGGCUUCCAAGAGCACGGCGAGCCCCCCACCCACUGCCCUGACUGCGGGGCGGACAAGCCGGGCCCCUGUGGCAGAGGCUGCGGACGGGUCUGCACGACCCAGAAGGCCACCCGCGUGCAGCCCGAGCGCCCGGGCCAGUGGGCCUGCCCUGCCUGUACACUGCUCAACGCACCACGGGCCAAGCACUGCGCUGCCUGCCACACGCCUCAGCUCCUGGUGACCCAGCGGCGGGGGGCCGCGCCCCUGAGGCGCAGGGAGAGCAUGCACGUGGAGCAGCGGCGGCAGACAGAUGAGGGCGAGGCCAAGGCGCUCUGGGAGAACAUUGUGGCCUUCUGCCGGGAG